Emericellopsis cladophorae is the source of this 1395-nucleotide messenger RNA. RefSeq names its product acidPPc. The record is from RefSeq and is a predicted model, not a curated record. Gene Ontology annotation, molecular function: inositol phosphoceramide synthase activity. Gene Ontology annotation, cellular component: inositol phosphoceramide synthase complex. The transcript has 2 exons. Gene Ontology annotation, biological process: sphingolipid biosynthetic process; inositol phosphoceramide metabolic process. The coding region runs from base 1 to 1395 and encodes 464 amino acids. Lineage: Eukaryota; Fungi; Ascomycota; Sordariomycetes; Hypocreales; Bionectriaceae.
AUGAGCAAGCUUCCUGGUCCAGUGCCAGGCGCAAAGCCGAAGCUGACGCUGCCGUACCUGCCUUCCGACAGCCUCCAUGCCGCCAUUCUCAGCCGUCUUCCCGCUUGGUACCAGCAGCAACAACAACAGCAGCGGCAUGGGGCACGACCGCGGGCUCGCUCAAAGUCAAAGAUUUUACCGCCGGGCGUCGACAACAUCACCAACCUCCAGACCUCGUUCAGCUUGUGGGAUGGCGUGAGGCAGCUGCAGAGGCGGAAUUACACAAUCUGGGACCUCCAGUAUGUCUUCCUCGCUGCGCUGUCGCUCUUCUCGCUCUGGAUCUCGCCGCCGGCACCGACCAUCAAGUUGCUGGCCGUCAUGGGCAGUCUGUGGAUUCUGCUCAUGCCGGCAACUGGGCAGUUCUUCAGGCCGUCGAUGAUGAUCUGGAUUUGGCUGUUGUACUUCUUUAGCAGCAGAUUCAUUCCAUACGAUUACCGACCUCACAUCUGGGUCCGCGUGCUCCCAGCCCUCGAAAACGUGCUCUACGGCGCCAACCUCUCGAAUAUCCUCUCGGCACAUCAGCACCCCAUCCUCGAUAUCCUCGCCUGGCUUCCUUAUGGCAUCAUCCACUUUGCUGCGCCGCUCGCUUGCUCCAUCGCCAUGUUCAUCUUCGCCGCGCCUGGCACGACGCCCGUGUUUGCAAAGGCUUUUGGGUGGAUGAGCAUCCUCGGCGUCACAAUUCAGCUAUGCUUUCCCUGCACUCCUCCGUGGUACGAGAACGAGCAUGGUCUCACACCGGCAGAAUACGGCAUGCCUGGCUCGCCCGCGGGCCUGGCCCGUCUCGACGCUAUCUUUGGCUUCGAUUUAUACACCAGCAACUUUACCAAUGCGCCGCUUCCCUUUGGUGCGUUCCCCUCGCUGCACGCCGCCAACGCCGUCCUCGAGGCCCUCUUCAUGAGCCAUUGCUUCCCCCAGUUCCGCGUCGCCUUCAGUCUGUAUGCGGCCUGGGUGUGGUGGGCUACCAUGUACCUGAGCCACCACUACGCUGUUGAUCUGGUUGGCGGUGGCCUCAUCGCGGCCAUCUUCUUCUACUAUGCUCGCGCCCGUUACCUGCCCCGCCGCCAGGAGGGCAAGCUCCUACGCUGGGACUACGAGUUUGUCGAGACCGGACACGCCGCCGAGCUCUUUGAUGAGGAGCGCGAUGCGACCUACUUCAGAGCUGGCCAGCUGAGCCAGCGACGCGAAAGCUCCAGCGACGGCUGGACACUGGGCAGCGGAUCGAGCUGGACAUCCGGUAGCGGCACUCUCAGCCCAACGACACCCGACCCAAACUCCGAGAGCUUCGAGGCACAGGCGGGCUGGUACGCCAAGCCUGAGCCCCGGGAGAUUGAGCUGUCCGAGGUCUUCUCGCGAUGA